This is a messenger RNA of Ectocarpus siliculosus, 1479 nucleotides long. Lineage: Eukaryota; Phaeophyceae; Ectocarpales; Ectocarpaceae. The record is from the annotation of a GenBank genome assembly.
AUGCCGCAGCCCUCCCCAAGUACCGGGCUCUUGGAGGAAGCCCAGCAGCAAGCAGAGGCCGCGGCGGCGACGCUGAUUGAGCGGAAGUUCAAGGAGCCGGCUAAUUUGGAGGAUAUUGCUGAGAUGUGUGCGGAUUUCCGCAAGAAGCUUACGGCGACGGAGAGUCAACUGUCUUCCGUCGUGCGCUCCCGGCUGGACGGCGUGAAGCGAGCGAGGGAUCUGAUCGACGAUAACGCCAGCCAGAUAUCCAAGCUGCACGGCCAGUUCGCCAAGAUGGAGGAGCUUUGCCGGGAAGAGGACGGGCGGGGUCUUUUCGGGAAGUACCCACACCUGAAGAAGCUGCACCACGCGAGGACUAACCUGGCCGUCACGUCGCAGCUGUCCGAAUUCUUCUACACCAUCCCGCAGAGAGCCGAGGGCCUGAUCAAACAACUGAAGGAGCAGCCGAGUCAGCUCAAGGAGGUCUAUCUGGAAGUCAGCAGGCUGGAGUACUGGCGCGCAAGCUUUAUGAAGGCGCUAAAGACCGACCAGUACGGGCGAUGGAUUGGUGGGGGUUGUCUGGAGCUGGCAAUGCAGGAUCCUGCCUUGCUCGUGCGGACUCUAGAGGUGGCCGAGCUGAUGCGAGCGCGGCUGCGGCAGGACUGGGACGAGGCCAAGCGGGUGGCGAAGGAGACUGGCGGGGACCCCGACGAGGCGGUGGCUGGGCUGCAGUCCGCGGACGAACUCUUCGAAGAGAUCAACAAAGGGCUGAAGAAGGGACUGGACAACCGGGUCUCGGCGCAGUUCGCGACGAUGCAGAUGGCGGGCGUGGACGCCGGCGAGUCCAAGGUCUUCGCCACGCUGGGCGCGGCUACGAACCUCUUGGUAGACCUAGAGGCCGUCGAUUCGGAGGUGGUUCCUUGCUUUCCCCCGGAGUACGACAUCUUGCGGGUGUUCCGAGACUCGUACGAGGGCUUCCUCAAGGACCUGCUGCUUCCGCUGGUGUGCGGCGAGGACAAGAUGGCGGACUGCGACGUGAGAGAUAUCUUAGAGGCGAUCAAGUGGCUGGAGUACUACAACACCAAGGUCGAACGGUGUGAAGAGUUCGCGCAGGCCAUCGGCGGGCUAAACGCGGCCUACCUCACCCGCAUCAAGGCGCAGAUCAUCAAGUGGGUGCAGAACCUUCGGGCGCAGCACCUGGAGGUGCAGCUCGAUGCCGAGGGGCACUACGUGACUACUCUCCCCGACGACAUGUUCAACCUCAUCAACAUGCAGAUCAGCGUGGCCAAGACCCUUCCGGAGAACUUUCUUGGGUCGGUGGUUCUCGCCUGUCUGGAGGUCCUGCAAGACAUUCAGGAGGACAGCAUGAUGUCGAUGGAGGCAGGGUGGAGGAGGAUCAGCGCCGAAGAGGAUGGUCUGGAGAGGCUGUGUGCCAUGGUCAACGACAACCUUCGUUUGCAGGGGUCUCUACAGAGGACAACCAUUCAAUCUAUAGAAUAG